This is a messenger RNA of Tachysurus vachellii, 2530 nucleotides long. RefSeq names its product peroxisome proliferator-activated receptor gamma (gene pparg). The transcript is spliced from 7 exons. Gene Ontology annotation, biological process: hormone-mediated signaling pathway; negative regulation of transcription by RNA polymerase II; negative regulation of inflammatory response. The record is from RefSeq and is a predicted model, not a curated record. Gene Ontology annotation, molecular function: zinc ion binding; RNA polymerase II cis-regulatory region sequence-specific DNA binding; nuclear receptor activity. Gene Ontology annotation, cellular component: nucleus. Lineage: Eukaryota; Metazoa; Chordata; Actinopteri; Siluriformes; Bagridae. The coding region runs from base 216 to 1982 and encodes 588 amino acids.
AAAACUCUGCUCUCAGCAUCAGCGCAGAGGCAGCACCUGCCAUCGGACGAUAAAACCGCAGCAUUUCAGCUGAAAAAAGUUACCGAGGACUGGUUUUAACCGCCAAAACGGACUGUUACACGGUUACCGGAGGUGGAGAAACACCGGUGUGGACCCACAGCACCAAGGAAGAGAGAAGAGAACAGAGAGAACACGUUAAACGCACACACGCAGAUAUGGUGGACACACAGACGUUUUCCUGGCCCAUGGGAUUUGGUCUAAGCACUCUGGACCUGGAGGGACUUGACGACAGCUCACACUCUCUGGACAUGAAGCCUUUUUCCACGCUCAACGACUAUACACCCAUCUCUGGCAUCGAGUACGCUCCCAGCCCAGGCCAGGGCGAGACAACUCACAUGAUGGAUCUGACGCACAUGUACAACUACAGAGCCCAAGAAAACAACUAUAGAGCCCAUGAGAACAACUACAGACUGCAAGAGAACAGCUAUAGACCACAAGAGAUCAGCUAUAGAGUACAAGAGAACAGCUAUAGCACACAAGAGAACAGCUAUAGAGCACAAGAGACAAGCUAUAGAGCACAAGAAAACAGCUAUAGAGCACAAGAAAGCAGCUAUAGAGCACAAGAGAGUGGGUAUAGACCACAAGAAAGCAGCUACAGAGCACAAGAUAUCAGCUAUAGACCACAGGAGAGCAGCUACAGAACUCAGGAAGACAACUACAAAGUACAUGAAACCCAAAGUUUGAUUAAGCUUGAGCCCGAGUCUCCACCACUGUAUGCAGAAAACAGCAUGACAUUCACGAAACAGCCCGAAGAUCCUUCCACCUCGGUUUUAAACAUCGAGUGUCGUGUGUGUGGGGACAAAGCUUCAGGAUUCCACUAUGGUGUUCAUGCCUGUGAGGGAUGCAAGGGGUUCUUUCGCCGCACAAUUCGCCUAAAGCUAGUCUACGAUCAUUGUGACCUGCACUGCCGCAUCCAUAAGAAAAGUCGCAACAAGUGCCAGUACUGUCGCUUUCAGAAGUGCCUGAUGGUGGGAAUGUCACACAAUGCCAUUCGCUUUGGCCGCAUGCCCCAGGCAGAGAAGGAGAAGCUCUUGGCUGAGGUUUCCUCCGAUCUGGAGCACAUGCACCCGGAGGCGGCUGACUUAAGGUCCCUGGCCAAGCAUCUUUACGAGAGCUAUCUGAAGAACUUCCCCCUGACCAAAGCCAAGGCCAGGGCCAUCCUCUCAGGGAAAACCAGUGACAACGCUCCGUUCGUUAUCCAUGAUAUGAAGUCUCUGCUAGAGGGUGAGCAGUUCAUAAACUGUCGUCAGAUCCCUCGGCAGGACCAUCACAGACGUCUGAGCGUGAGCUCGGUUCAGUCAGAUCUGCAGCGCGAGGUGGAGCUUCGAUUCUUCCACAGCUGCCAGUCGCGCUCGGCCGAGGCAGUCAGCGAGGUCACAGAGUUUGCCAAGAGCAUCCCGGGCUUCCUGAACCUCGACCUCAAUGACCAGGUGACACUGCUCAAGUAUGCCGUCAUUGAGGUUCUCAUUAUCAUGAUGGCACCGCUCAUGAACAAGGAUGGCACGCUUAUCUCCUACGGCCAGAUCUUUAUGACCCGCGAAUUCCUCAAGAGCCUGCGCAAGCCAUUCGGCGAGAUGAUGGAGCCCAAGUUUGAGUUCUCGGUCAAGUUUAACAUGCUGGAGCUCGAUGACACCGACAUGGCGCUUUUCUUGGCUGUCAUUAUUCUAAGUGGAGAUCGUCCAGGCCUGCUGAAUGUGAAACCCAUUGAAGAUCUACAGGAGAACGUUCUCCACUCAUUGGAGCUCCAUCUUAAAAUGAACCACCCGGACUCGCUCCAUCUUUUCGCCAAAGUCCUGCAGAAGAUGACUGACCUGAGGCAGAUUGUUUCUGACCAUGUUCACUUUAUUCAGUUGCUCAAAGAGUCCGAGGCCAACAUGUGUUUACAUCCACUGCUGCAGGAGAUCAUGAAGGACCUGUACUAGUGUAUUGAUUGGUUUAUGUUAGCUGAACACUUGGUGGUUUCUCAUGGUUUGUUUGACUGCUGAGGGUUUUUUUAUUAUUAUUAUUUUUUAUUUUUUUUUGCUUGAAACAGACAGAGGAAGAUGUGUUUAUCUGUUUAGCAGUAUGAGGAUGUUAGACAGAAAAGGUCACUUCUUCAACAAGUGAAAUGCUAGAAUGGGAAAGCAAAUAUAUUCUAGGUUUUAUUGGGUUUAUUGGGAUGCACACACAUAGUUGGAGAAAGCUGCCUUUGAACCUGGAUUGGAAAUCUUUUUUUUUUCCCAAGAGUGCACCUUCAUUUAUAUUGUUUGCUAUGGAGAGUUUUAAGAGUUAGUAAUAAAAAAUGUAAUAUGUAAUAAACCAGAAUGGUAUAAAAAUUUUAAAUUCUUUGCUGACAUGAACAGUGAAAAAAAGUAAUAUUAUCUGUGAAAGUUUUGUACAUUGUUCUCACUGGGAAAUUCUAUGUGAAAGCUUUAUAAUUUUUGAUUCUAUAAUGCCUUUUGUAAAUACAAUAAAGAGAUUUUUAAUGCCA